Messenger RNA from Babesia ovata, 327 nucleotides. RefSeq names its product chromosome segregation SMC, putative. Lineage: Eukaryota; Apicomplexa; Aconoidasida; Piroplasmida; Babesiidae. The record is from RefSeq and is a predicted model, not a curated record. The coding region runs from base 1 to 327 and encodes 108 amino acids. The transcript has a single exon.
AUGACGUGUGGUUACCUUGUGCACGACACCAAUGGAGGCUGUGGCGGUGAACUUGGCCCAGUUGCUGGCCUUGGCCAACCAGUUGAGGUUGUCCCGCAGGAAGACGUCGCAGCAGGUGCCAGCCUGCAUAAUGGCGUGCGCGAGCACGACGGCGUUGUGCGCGACGCUGUUGCGCUGGUCCACGCUGUUCAUGUAAUGCUCGAGCAGCAUCAGGUCGGUGUGGUUCUUGCGGUGCAAGAACUCGAGGUGCAGUUCGGUGGUGCUAGUGCCGGAGAGGAUCCGCUUGACCCGGUCGAUCAUGAAGUUGCCCUCCACAGCCAGGAUUGA